UUUGGGAUAUAGGUUGAUGGGAGGAAGUGAAUUAAAAAUGGGUCUAGACAGGCAUAAGCGACGCUGGCAAGAGGUAGUGGAUUCGGAAGCUCUACAAGCUGCGCCGGAGAUUAAAACGCCUCAAGAACUUGAGAAUUACAGUGCCACCGAAAAAUGUGUACUGGUGGCCAUACGACCAGAUCAGCAGAAAUCGUUCGCCGACAAGGGGUUUUUCAGAAACCUUGUGAAAAGCCACAAGAAGGCGCUGCUCAGCCCAUGUCUAAAGGAGGUGUCUAUUCCAGAGAAUACUCGAUCGUUUGUUGUUCAUGACUGGGAAUAUCUAGACGCCGAAUUGCGAGAUAUUAUAAAGUCAGAUGCAGUGUUUUACCACGAGUUUAGUUACACGAGAACAUACGAAGAUUUGUCAGUCGAUGAAUGCCUAAGGCUGCUAGGCGACUCCAAUGGCAUCAUGGUUAGCUUCGAGACUAUUGGACAUAUAGCUCAUUUGAACCUCCCAAAUGAGCGCCUAUGGGCCAAACAUAUAAUCGCAAAAAUAUUAUUAGAUAAACACAAACACAUACGCACAGUGGUAAACAAAACCAAGGAAGUGGAAACCGAAUUCCGAACAAUGGAUCUUGAACUACUUGCCGGAGACGAUGAUCUAAUCGCAACCCAGAAUGAAAAUGGCCAUACGUUCAAAAUAGAUUUCCGUAACGUUUAUUGGAAUUCUAGACUAAUCAGAGAACGUGAACGUUUGAGUGAAACAUUUGCUAGGGGUGACAUUGUAAUAGACAUGUUUGCAGGGGUUGGCCCAUUUGCCAUAUACGCCGCAGGCAAGGGGUGUUUGGUAUUUGCCAACGAUUUGAAUCCAACGGGUACACAGUAUAUUGAAUUAAACGCCAAGCUGAACAAGCUUAGUGACAAGGUAUUUGCCUACAAUCGCGAUGCCCGUGAUUUUGUCAAGACAGUUAUUGAUUCUGGAAUAUUAGACAAGCAGACUACGUCCGUAAAGGACCAUGUCAUGAAAGUGGAUAGUAAAGUGCACUUUGUCAUGAAUUUGCCCAAAGAUGCUAUAGAGUUUCUAGAUUCGCUGAAAGGACUCGCAAAGGGAAUAGAUCCUGAAAACAUACGCACAUGCGUAGUACAUUGCUACUGCUUCAGUGAAGCUGCCGACGUGGAAACUGACAUUGAUGCACGAAUGGAAGGCGUAUUGGGGGUAAAGAUACCGGAUAAGAAGAUUGUAACGGUUAGAGAUGUUUCCCCAAAGAAGCAUAUGUACUGCAUUGAAUUCAAGAUACCUACUACGUUGCUAAGCGCUGACCAUUGAGUACAAAACAUGGAAUUCAACCACCUACACCAGCAUAGUUACAUAAAAGAACGAUAUAUAUUACAUACUAGAUGUAUACAGUGCGACAGAGUUGUCCGUAAAUAAAAAAUGGUACACAUAUUUAGUGCGAUAACAUAUAAACACUACAAU
Molecule: messenger RNA, 1456 nt
Organism: Babesia bovis T2Bo
Lineage: Eukaryota; Apicomplexa; Aconoidasida; Piroplasmida; Babesiidae
Product: tRNA (guanine37-N1)-methyltransferase family protein
Exons: 6
Coding region: 17-1306 (429 amino acids)
Biological process (GO): tRNA N1-guanine methylation
Cellular component (GO): cytoplasm
Source: RefSeq, a predicted model, not a curated record